Molecule: messenger RNA, 1572 nt
Organism: Neurospora tetrasperma FGSC 2508
Lineage: Eukaryota; Fungi; Ascomycota; Sordariomycetes; Sordariales; Sordariaceae
Exons: 2
Coding region: 124-1572 (482 amino acids)
Source: RefSeq, a predicted model, not a curated record
UCGCCGAGAUCUCCCACGGCGAUAUCCCGAGAACGAUUUGAGGCUCUAGAGAGAUUUCACGACCGCAUCAGUCGCAACCUAGCUCUCGAACAGGCUGCCUCCAGGGUGCUCGCUCGGUCCAGGAUGUCCUCCGGCUCUGACCGGUCUCUUCGCCGGCGAUUCAACCAGGAUUCUCAACCCUCUAGCAGCUUUUUGCCGCCUGCCAUUCCAAGUUCAACUUCUUCGGCCCCUACACCACCCUUACUUCCGUCCCUUCGUUCGCUUGGCUCAAGGCUGCGACCCGGCAUGUCGGCGCCCGGAGGCCAGAACGGCCGCCCUUCCCGUUAUUCGCCCUUUGACCGGGCAAUGGAGAGGCACCGAACUCAUAUGAACCCUGCCAGGGAGCGCAGCUACGUGACGCCUGGCGAGCUUCAAGACUCGUCCAGCUCUUCACAGCCUUCGCUCUUCGGUAGGAACACUCCUCCUGAGGAUAUGGAAGAACUAGAAAACUUUCGGCGCGCAAAGCGACGGAAGCUGGAUUCCGACAAGGUAUCGCCAAGUUACAAAAAUAUUCUGUAUGGAAAAUACGGCCAGGUGGAACCAGGUCCGCUUCUUUUGGAGAUCGUUAGCUGUGAUGGUGGCUUGUUCAGGGAUGGACGGGCCUAUGUGGCGGAGAACAUCCUGAAAGACGACGCUUCGGUUUAUUGCACAAGGACUAAUCGCUGCAACAUCAUACUACGACAUCACGGUGGUACUGUCUUCAGCUUGAAAGAGUUGGUCAUCAAAGCACCUGGUUCACAUUACUCUCAGCCGGUCCGAGAGGGCAUGGUGUUUGUUUCGAUGGAACAUGAUGACCUGUUGAAACGUACAGCGCAAUAUCAAAUUCAGUAUGAGCAACCAGCGAAUCCACAACCACGGACAUCACGCGACACUCCAACAAUCUACUCGGUCCGACACGACGAUGAUGGACGGAUCUACCCCUCGAGAUAUCGACGCGAUUACAUAUCAGAUCUGAUCAACACUAUAGAUGAUGAUGAGGACGAUGAUGAAGAUCAAGCAGCAGCCGCGCUACCUCCCGAGUUUUCGGCCGCAUCCCAACCGUUCAAUGUCACGACCGAAUGCAGUGAUGAUGAAAGCGAAGGAGACGAAAAUCAUUUGCGGCGUAGGCGAACCCUCAACAGGAUUGGUGCUUUGCCUUUUGAAAGCGACAGUAGUGAUGACGGAAGAGACCCAUGGAACCCCAGCGGUUUGGACUGGACUGAUCUCACUCGUGCGCGACCCUCUGCUAGUUGGCGUAACGAAUACGACACGGCAACCCCCGAACUUGAACGAGCGCGAGAAGCCUCGCAGGUGGCCACGCAGGAGGCGGUACGAGCCGUUGGCGGAGCGCUUAUGUCUCCGCUGGCUCAAUUUUACAUUGAGAAGGACAAGAACAAGUGUAUCAUCAAGUUCGACCCGCCGGUGAGCGCGCGGUACAUCCUGCUCAAGAUGUGGAGUCCACAUCCUGACCCUCUCAAAAACAUUGAUAUUCAGGGGGUUGUAGCGAAAGGUUUUGCUGGUCCGCAGCUAUUUCCAGCCCAAACACUGCAAUGA